Ostertagia ostertagi is the source of this 1995-nucleotide messenger RNA. The record is from the annotation of a GenBank genome assembly. Lineage: Eukaryota; Metazoa; Nematoda; Chromadorea; Rhabditida; Trichostrongylidae.
AGUCAGUAAGCCUGACACUCGAUAUCAAAUCCGUAUGUCCGCCAUCCAGUAUUCUCAACGCGAAAAUCACCUCACAGAUCUUCUGUCGCCGUUCAGUAGCGAUCCACGUCGUCGAACGGUUCGGGUGGUGGAUGAUCCGCGAGCCGGUGCGCUACUCGAAAACGAAUCCGAAAUACGGGUAGAUUCGCCCGAUUUAGCCCUAUUCUAUUUGAAUACUGUAGCUGAUCACAGGAUUGUUGGCGGUCGCCGACGAUUGGCGAUUGUCGAUUUGGGUCUCGGCGAACGAAAUUCUCAUCGAGGCGAGCUGACUAUGCCGGCCAUAGGAAGUAUUCUGUUGGCUCUGGUCCAAGGUCAAAAACAUCUGCUACGGCCAGUACCACCCAAAAGAAAUAAAGCCUCAAAUUCACAACUAUUUCUCUACGUGGAAGGGAAUGGUCAUACACCGUUUCUGUCACCCUCAUUGCGCCUAUACGACGAUUUGUGUUCGCCUCCUGGAACAUCUGGCGAUGGAUCGACAACGACGCACGAUCUUGCUGUGUUUGGAGGUUUCUGUAGCCAGAAUCGCAACGACUUCGGUGUCACCAUUGCGAGCCCAAAGAGAUCAAAGAGCUGUAACCUGGACGAUGACAAGCGACAAGCGAUCAUGCAAUGGGUGGACACGUGCGAACCGUUACUGUCACCCGAUGAUGAUGAAAUGAACAAUGAUCGACCACGGGAGAUUCUAUCGCAUCCACUGGAGGACAUUAUCGAGCAGGACGAGGAGUCUAUGAGGGACUCUAUAAGAUCGAAACACGACACGGAUUCACAUCCAUUGAGCAUUUUGAGCAGAGAAGAUAUUGAGAAGAUCAUGAGCACAGAAGGAACGCCACAAAAGGAAGCAUCGCUGACGGCUACAGCUACCUCAACGGCAACACCAAGUGAGAUGGACUUGUAUCGCCGUGCCAGUCAUCUCGAGAAUUACGCAGUAGAGAAACUUAAGGAAUUGGACGACGACAAGAUGAAGAAGAGAACGAAGCAAGCUGAUCUUGAACUGUUGUCAAAAUUCGAUGAUGUCGUCGGGGAGUACGGAAUUGCCGAGAAGGAGAAGGAAGAGCUAGAAAAGAGGAAGAAUGAGUUACGAAAGAGACGAGAAGAGCUGAAGCAUGAAGCAGACGAGAUACGAAGGGAGAAAGAACAGAUCGAUAAGGAACUCAAUGGCCGUUCACUGCCGCUGGCGAUCGCUCGUCAGAUCACUCAACAGCUGCAUGGAUUAACAUUGGGAUCAAAGCCGAGUCAAAAGACCAGCCGUGCGCCAUCGGAUUCACUGCCUACCACGCCCACCAUUCAUAAGAAGCAACUCGGUGCACCACCUGCGAGAACCCCGUCGUUGACAAACUGCGCUGCACCGUCAUUGCCGUCACCGUCUCAUCAUGCUAAAAAUGGAAUUAUCAAGGCGCACUGGGUCGAUGGGACACAUGUUAGGCGAUGCAGUAAGCCUCGUACGGAUCGGCGUGAACGUAAGGUGUCUGAGGAAGGUAGGAGAGAGAAGACCGCGAUCCCAUCUCCAUACUCCAAGGUCACAGAUCCGCGGCUGGUUGACGGUCCACCAAGCAGCGGCCGUGGUUCCGACGAUGCGGCGUCGCAGUGUCGCGAAAAGAAACGUCAAAGCUACUCGGCUUCCUCCGGCUACGAGUCCGCUGCUGGCGACUACCACUCGGCAUACUAUCUGUGUAAAGAUUCUCGAUUUGAUCAGCGAAAAGCCGUCGACAAGAGGCUUGGCCUAGGCCGAGAGGCAGAUACCCUCCGUGAGCAACAAAGGCGGCUAAAAAAGGAGCUCCAAGAAGCGAAAGCUGUUAUAGGGCAGAUUGAUGACGCCAGGGCCAUUUGUCACGACACCAAGACGACGGGCAUUAGUCAGGCGACACUGGUAGACACCCUGAGGCAGGAGAACCGAAUCCUCGAGAAACGACUUAUUGCGUGCCGAAAUCAUACGAUGUUUGUGACAACAUUCCUGUG